Messenger RNA from Ascoidea rubescens DSM 1968, 1218 nucleotides. RefSeq names its product 2,3-butanediol dehydrogenase. NCBI's taxonomy places the organism in Eukaryota, Fungi, Ascomycota, Saccharomycetes, Ascoideales, Ascoideaceae. Bases 1 to 1218 code for a protein of 405 amino acids. The record is from RefSeq and is a predicted model, not a curated record. Gene Ontology annotation, biological process: butanediol biosynthetic process. Gene Ontology annotation, molecular function: zinc ion binding; (R,R)-butanediol dehydrogenase activity. Gene Ontology annotation, cellular component: cytoplasm. The transcript has a single exon.
AUGAAAGGUUUAUUAUACUACGGUAAAGAUGAAUUAAAAUUUUCUAAUGAAAUCCCAAGACCCAAGAUCACUCAUCCUGAAGAGGUUUUGAUUAAAGUUCACUGGUGUGGUAUCUGUGGAACUGAUUUAUUAGAAUACGUCAAAGGACCUGUUUUCUUUGACAAGGUUGGACCACAUGGACACCCAAUCUCUGGUAUCAGGUUACCCCAAACGAUGGGCCACGAAUUAAGUGGUGAAAUUGUUGAAAUUGGUUCGGACGUCGCCAAAAUUAGAUCUGACUUGAACAUUGGUGACAAUGUUGUUUGUGAACCAACUAAUUACUGUAAAGAUAAAAAAAGAUGGCCUGAAUCCGACUCAAGUUUAAGAGCUUUGAAAACCGGUACUUCUGAAUGUGAAGCCUGCAGAUUAGGAUUAACAAACUUGUGUGAAGAUAAUGGAUUAUUUGGAUUGGGUGUUCACAAUGGUGGAUUAGCCGAGUAUAUUGUUGUUGCAGCCCACCAUAUUGUUAAAGUUCCAUCGUUUGUUCCAUUGGACUGUGCUGCUUUAGUCCAACCAUUGUCUGUUUCUUACCAUGCCUUUAGAGUCAAUGAUUUCAAAGAGGGCUCAAGUGCUUUAAUCAUCGGUGCUGGUGCAAUCGGAUUGGGCUGUAUUUUAGCAGCCAAUGCCUUUGAUGCAUCCAAAGUUGUUUGUUCCGAACCUGCAAAGAUUAGAAGAGAACAAGCUGAAAAGUUUGGCGUUACACCAUUCAACCCAAUGGACUACAGAAGCAAUGAAGAAGCAAUUAGAGAAUUGAAAAAGCUAUCACCAGGUGGAUCUGGGUUUGACUAUGCAUUUGACUGUUCAGGAUUGCCAAUAACAUUCAAUACUGGAUUGGCAGCAUUGAAGCCAAGAGGAACAUUGGUCAACUUGGCCAUUUGGCCUCACAAACCAAUUGAUUUUUACCCAAUGGCCAUGACUAGCGGUGAAAAGAGAAUUACUGGGUCAAUGUGUUAUACAAUUGAAGAUUUCGAAGGUAUAAUUGAUUGUAUGGCCAAGGGUAAGAUGCCAAUUGAACAUUUGAGAGAGUUUAUUACUAAAAAAGUGCCAAUUGAAGAUGGAGUUGAAGGUGGAUUUAUUGAUUUGAUUAAGAAUAAAGAUAUUCAUAUUAAGAUUUUAAUAUCACCAAUGACUGAAAAUGGCGAAAUUACCGAAGAAGGGUAUAUCGAAGAACAACAAUAA